Messenger RNA from Ailuropoda melanoleuca (giant panda), 3696 nucleotides. RefSeq names its product bone morphogenetic protein receptor type 1B (gene BMPR1B). Gene Ontology annotation, molecular function: ATP binding; transmembrane receptor protein serine/threonine kinase activity. Lineage: Eukaryota; Metazoa; Chordata; Mammalia; Carnivora; Ursidae. Gene Ontology annotation, biological process: cell surface receptor protein serine/threonine kinase signaling pathway; protein phosphorylation; cellular response to growth factor stimulus. The record is from RefSeq and is a predicted model, not a curated record. The coding region runs from base 300 to 1808 and encodes 502 amino acids. Gene Ontology annotation, cellular component: plasma membrane; signaling receptor complex. The transcript has 11 exons.
UGUGCCAUGAGCAACUAAAGCACUGAGCAAGUGUCAGGGUCAAUAUUUAUAGACCACUACGUAGCUGCCUUGCAGAGAGAGAAAACCGGAGAGAAACGCGCACACAGAGGGCAAGGAAAGACAGACUGCAGUGGGGAGAAGAGUAAUUUCCAAUAUUUUUGCUUAAAAAAUUCUUUUUCACUGUCAGGUUCAAACUUCUGCUGAAUCAUAACCAUUCACCGCUGAGCUAUGACAAGAGAGGAGACAAAAAGUUAAACGAGCAAGCCUGCCCUAAGUGAGAAGCAAACUUACUUGAUAACAUGCUUUUGCGAAGUUCAGGAAAAUUAAAUGUGGGGACCAAGAAAGAGGAUGGUGAGAGUACAGCCCCCACCCCUCGUCCAAAGAUCUUGCAUUGCAAAUGCCACCACCAUUGUCCAGAAGACUCAGUCAACAAUAUUUGCAGCACAGAUGGAUAUUGUUUCACAAUGAUAGAAGAAGAUGAUUCUGGGAUGCCUGUGGUCACUUCUGGAUGUCUAGGACUAGAAGGCUCAGAUUUUCAGUGUCGGGAUACCCCCAUUCCUCAUCAAAGAAGAUCAAUUGAGUGCUGCACAGAGCGGAAUGAAUGUAAUAAAGAUCUGCACCCUACACUGCCUCCACUGAAAAACAGAGAUUUUGUUGAUGGACCUAUACACCACAAGGCCUUACUUAUAUCUGUAACUGUCUGUAGUUUGCUAUUGGUCCUUAUUAUUUUAUUCUGUUACUUCAGGUAUAAAAGACAAGAAACCAGACCUCGGUACAGCAUUGGGUUAGAACAGGAUGAGACGUACAUUCCUCCUGGAGAAUCCCUUAGAGACUUAAUUGAGCAGUCUCAAAGCUCAGGAAGUGGAUCAGGCCUCCCUCUGCUGGUCCAAAGGACUAUAGCUAAGCAGAUUCAGAUGGUGAAACAGAUUGGAAAAGGUCGCUAUGGGGAAGUUUGGAUGGGAAAGUGGCGUGGCGAGAAGGUAGCUGUGAAAGUGUUCUUCACCACAGAGGAAGCCAGCUGGUUCCGAGAGACAGAGAUAUAUCAGACAGUGUUGAUGAGGCAUGAAAACAUUCUGGGGUUCAUUGCUGCAGAUAUCAAAGGGACAGGGUCCUGGACCCAGUUGUACCUAAUCACAGACUAUCAUGAAAAUGGUUCCCUCUAUGAUUACCUGAAGUCCACCACCCUAGACACAAAAUCGAUGCUGAAACUAGCCUACUCUUCUGUCAGUGGCUUAUGUCAUUUACACACAGAAAUCUUUAGUACCCAAGGCAAACCAGCAAUCGCCCACCGAGAUCUGAAAAGUAAGAACAUCCUGGUGAAGAAAAAUGGAACUUGUUGUAUAGCUGACCUGGGCCUGGCUGUUAAAUUCAUUAGUGAUACCAAUGAAGUUGACAUCCCGCCCAACACCCGCGUUGGCACCAAACGCUACAUGCCUCCAGAAGUGUUGGACGAGAGCUUAAAUAGAAAUCACUUUCAGUCGUACAUUAUGGCCGACAUGUACAGUUUCGGACUCAUCCUCUGGGAGGUUGCUAGGAGAUGUGUAUCGGGAGGUAUAGUGGAAGAAUACCAGCUUCCGUAUCAUGAUCUCGUGCCCAGUGACCCUUCUUACGAGGACAUGCGAGAGAUUGUUUGCAUCAAAAAGCUCCGUCCCUCAUUCCCCAACCGGUGGAGUAGUGAUGAGUGUCUAAGGCAGAUGGGCAAGCUCAUGAUGGAGUGCUGGGCUCACAGCCCUGCGUCAAGACUGACAGCCCUGCGUGUUAAGAAAACACUAGCCAAAAUGUCAGAGUCCCAGGACAUUAAACUCUGAAGUGAGGGGAAGAAAUAAGCAUCUCUGGAGAAAGCCAGUACACAUUCUUCUGUUUGUGGGCGGAGCAAAAGGUGUUCCGGAAGCAUCCACAGUACAAGCCUUGAACAUCAUCCUGCUUCCCAGUGGGUUCAGCCUCACCUCUCAGGGAGCAGCCUGGACAAAGAGAAGUUCCCAGAAACACGUUCUCAUCGUGUCUGUUUGUAGGAGGGAGAAACCGCUUGGGUAACUCGUUCAAGAUGUAUGAUGCAUGUUGCUUUCUGAGAAAGCCCUGUAUUUUGGGAUUGUCUUUUUUUUUUUUUUCCAAGAGAUGCUUUAAUUUUGCCAAAAUAGAACAAAUAAUGUAGAUGUUUUAAGGUUUAUGCCAUUAUAGUUUAAAUGAUAACAACGAAAGUUCUUCCCGGAAAUUCUGCUGGAAGGUAAAUUUUAAAAUAUCUUUUUCCAUUAGUGAAAUUUUGUUGCACUCUGCGCACCAAAAGACAGUCUGUGGAGUUGGAGAACAUAGAAUGGAACUCCUCUGAAAAUCUCCCCGCUUCUGCCUCCUCAGACCGCUCGGGCCAGCCCUGCUCUUAGGGGCCGCCGCAGCAAUGUGAACGCGCCUGGGCACGAACGCCACCCGGCUGGGGCCACAUUUUGGGAUUCCUGCAGGUGCCCUUUUGUAGCUUCUGAGCAUACAGAACAAAUGAAGGUUUUAUGUGACUUGUUAGAAGUAGUAAGUGUCGACGCCCUUCUUCAGAACCACUUUGUCAUUCUGAUUCUUUUAAGGCAUUUCUGUCAUGGUAAAAUCCUUUUUAUUAAACACAAACAAAGGUGUUGUUUACGUGCAGAGAAUUGACCCACGCAUGGUUUUGAUCUCUCAAAUGAAAGGAUCAAUAUCAAAUAAAAUUGCCAUCAGUUGUAUUGAAAACAAGGCUCUUUGAAAUAGAGAUAAUUUGCUCCCGUGUCAUAAGAAAAAUGUGUCAGUAGGAUAAAGGGUGAGGGUGGGGGUGUGCAAAUGGCCUGUUAUGUAUUUAGAAGAGCCAGUCUCAGAAGCACAAGGGAAAAGGACGCAUACCUUAUUUUGUAUAGAUAACAAUGCUUUCUUUCUGUAAUUGUCUGUUUUGUGUCUGAGUGAAGGGAAGGAGAGAAAAGCAUGUCAGGUUAAUUUAACUAAAUUUUAAUUAAAAAAUAUAGCCUCCAAAUGGGGCAGCAGAAAGAGCUAGUGGAGGCUGCAAAAUACUGUAGCUGCUGUGAUUUAUUAUUCUAAAAUAGAUACGGAUCUAGCAUAUACGUCUUACGCGGUAAUUUUACAUCUUAGAGGAGUGCUGACUCAGUUUAUUUUAUUCUCGUGAUGUGCAGUUCACUUUUUAAUUUAUUUAUAUAUUUUUUUCUUCUCUGUGGCACUUGUGCAAAACAUCUCCUCACCUAUUCAAUUCUGCGGGGUUUUAAACUUUUGAGGAACGGGAGUCAAAUCAUUGACAGGGCCAAUAUUCCUUAGCAACAGGAACUUAAAGCUCAAAAUUGUGCACACCCCUCUCAACUGUGUUCAUUUGCAUUUCCUUUUCUUUGGUUUUCUCGUUUCUUCAAAAUGCUGCAGUGUUUAGUAAAGAAUCGGGAAGUACUUCUCUUUGGUCUUUUUAAAAACGACGUUCCUUCCAGAAUACUCCAGGGGGCACUGUUUUAUAACACAUUUUCACCACUUGGAGCCCGAAGGAUAGAGGGUUUUUGAAAAUUUGACAGCUGCGUGAGAAAUGAGAAAAUAUUCUCCUCACUUCUGGAGUAGGCUUGCAGCUGGUGACUUGUCCAUCCUGAAAACCUCUUAGAGCACAAAGUGGUUGUGAGCUCUGUGUAAGUUUGGGAGAACAGGAGAACUGGUGUUCUCCAUUCUAAGCAUUCACUUCCAAGUGCUUCA